Messenger RNA from Suillus fuscotomentosus, 474 nucleotides. RefSeq lists its product as uncharacterized. NCBI's taxonomy places the organism in Eukaryota, Fungi, Basidiomycota, Agaricomycetes, Boletales, Suillaceae. The coding region runs from base 1 to 474 and encodes 157 amino acids. The transcript is spliced from 2 exons. The record is from RefSeq and is a predicted model, not a curated record.
AUGCACCACAUUCACGAUGAACAAGCGCCACACAGUGUAGCAAAUGAGGAGGAAGUUGCGACAUCGCCCGAAGCUCAUUUCCACAUCGGGAAAUCCCAAAACUACCCAGAGAAUAUUACGCUGUUCCUCCAGAGGAACUUAGGGGAUCCUGCUGUGAAAGACUUUUUACCCAAGCUUCAGCGCUUCCUCCUGCCCAAAAUUAAGGAGAUCUUAACUGGAGAAAGGAGUUUUUCAGAUCGUAACAAUUCCACCGCUGUCCCAGGAACUACUAGUACCCCAGCAUCUUCAGACUCAGAAGGCCAUGUCUUUAUUAAGGCCGAUUGCAUGUACAGACACAAUCUGAUGCGUCUCAAUCACACAACGUAUGAUGUCCGCCGAGCACAGGACAUUAUAAAUCCAUCAACAUCACACUGCAAUAUCAUGCUCCUGGGACAAGCUGGCGCCACGACCAAUUUGGAGUCUGACGACCAAUGA